AUGGGACCACCUCGACAAGGGUCGUUCCAAAAGGCCGCCAAGGAUAAAAAGAAACCAUCGCAGGCGCCUCGACGGAACAAUCCGAGCAAGUCCGCCCCGAAAGAGAAGGAAGAAGAGAGUGCAGUUGACCUCUCCGCCACCAUCCCACUCACCCUGCAACAAUUACUCCUGAAUGUAUUCAGAUCGGCAUUGUUCACCACACCCGGUCCAACCCAAAACACUGAGGAGACAAACAAUGCAUCGGCCACCGACUCCGAGCCCCGCCAACUCGACAUCAAAUCCCUCAUCCAGACCAUCAAAUCCCACCUGUACAACCGGGACUUCGACUCCGCUUUCACCGACGCCAGCGGCGACCUGCUCCGCGCGUACGCCCUACGCUGGAGCACCUCGCGAGCCCUUGGUUACGCGGGCCUCUUCAAGGCGCUAUUCAAGGACGCCCUCCUCCCCACAGCAGGAGGCCCCGAUGAUGCUGAUGCUGCGACGAGCCACGUCACGCACCAGCACGUCGUCUGCCUCGGCGGCGGCGCAGGGGCCGAGAUCGUCGCGUUGGCGGCUAUCUGGCGCGACUUGAUGAAUGAGCGCGCAGAGAAGACGCUGUUGGUCGACGGCGUCGCGGCCACUUCUCUAAACGAGACCCCCGACGCGCCGUCCACCUCGUCGUCGAGUUCUACGCCGGCCUCGCCAACGAGGCCAGCUCUCACCGUCACGGCCGUCGAUAUCGCCGACUGGUCGACCGUCGUGGAUCGACUGGCGUCGACGAUCGGGUCGUCGGACGUCCGCGGGUCGAAAAGCCACGCGGCGCCCCUGGUCGAUCCCGUCAGGGGCGGUUUCAGCGUGCGGUCGAAACGCUCCGACGUGCUGACUCUUUCGGACGAGGGGCUGCGGGAGCUGUUGCAUCUCCCUGCGUCUUCGUCGUCGACGCCCUCAACGCAACGGCGCCAACUCGAUGGAGCAGGAGAGGGCGAGGGAGAGGGCGAGGGAGAGGGCGAGAAACCCGCCACCACCGUCCUGGUGACGUUGAUGUUCACGCUGAACGAACUCUUCUCGACGUCGAUGGCGAAAACCACGGGAUUCCUACUCCGUAUGACGGAUCUCAUCCAACCCGGGACUGUGCUGCUGGUCGUCGACAGCCCCGGGAGCUAUUCGACGUUGAAGCUGGGGAAGGGUAAUACGAAAAAGAGCGACGCGAGUGGUGAGGCGGAUACUGCCGUUGCGGCUUCGGCGCCGCAGGAGAGGAAUUACCCGAUGAAGUUCCUGCUGGAUCAUGCUUUGCUGUCCGUGGCAAAGGGGAAGUGGGAACGGGUCUUCUCGCAGGAUUCCCGAUGGUGGCGGAGAGAGGCCGCCAGGCUGAGCUGGGAUGUUGGGGAGGGGGCGGGGUUGGAGGAUAUGCGAUUUCAGGUUCAUAUUUAUCGGCGGUUGGAUGGGUAA
Molecule: messenger RNA, 1428 nt
Organism: Aspergillus affinis
Lineage: Eukaryota; Fungi; Ascomycota; Eurotiomycetes; Eurotiales; Aspergillaceae
Product: 25S rRNA (uracil2843-N3)-methyltransferase
Exons: 1
Coding region: 1-1428 (475 amino acids)
Source: RefSeq, a predicted model, not a curated record